Phyllostomus discolor (pale spear-nosed bat) is the source of this 1575-nucleotide messenger RNA. It is a transcript of the gene TPST2, whose product is annotated as tyrosylprotein sulfotransferase 2. The transcript is spliced from 6 exons. The record is from RefSeq and is a predicted model, not a curated record. Gene Ontology annotation, molecular function: protein-tyrosine sulfotransferase activity. Bases 167 to 1300 code for a protein of 377 amino acids. Lineage: Eukaryota; Metazoa; Chordata; Mammalia; Chiroptera; Phyllostomidae. Gene Ontology annotation, cellular component: Golgi apparatus. Gene Ontology annotation, biological process: peptidyl-tyrosine sulfation.
GCCCCCCGCGCGGGUGCCUCCCCUGCCUACCCCGGCCCAGGCGGCUGGCGAGCCGGGAGUCGCUCGCUGGUCGCUCGGGCCGCUUAGCUGCGCUUCCGCACGAUGUGAGCCCGGUGGGCCUCCCGCUGACCUGUUGCUAAAGCAGGCCCCCCACCCCAGGCCCAGCAUGCGCCUGUCGGUGCGGAGGGCGCUGCUGGUAGCCGGCUGUGCCCUGGCCCUGGUCCUGGCGGUCCAGCUGGGGCAGCAGAUGCUGGAGUGCCGGGCAGUGCUGGCGGGCCUGCAGAGCCGCCGGCGCACCAUGCGGCCGGAGCAGGAGGACCUGGUGAUGAUGGGCAUGGACCACGAGGAGUACCGCUACGGCAAGGCCAUGCCGCUCAUCUUUGUGGGCGGCGUGCCCCGCAGCGGCACCACGCUGAUGCGCGCCAUGCUGGACGCCCACCCCGAGGUGCGCUGCGGCGAGGAGACCCGCAUCAUCCCCCGAGUGCUGGCCAUGCGCCAGGCCUGGUCCAAGUCCAGCAAGGAGAAGCAGCGGCUGGACGAGGCGGGCGUGACGGACGAGGUACUGGACGCCGCCAUGCAGGCCUUCAUCCUGGAGGUGAUCGCCAAGCACGGCGAGCCGGCCCGCGUGCUCUGCAACAAGGACCCCUUCACGCUCAAGUCCUCCGUCUACCUGUCGCGCCUGUUCCCCAAUUCCAAGUUCCUGCUGAUGGUGCGGGACGGCCGGGCCUCGGUGCACUCCAUGAUCACUCGGAAGGUCACCAUCGCAGGCUUCGACCUCAGCAGCUACCGCGACUGCCUCACCAAGUGGAACAAGGCCAUCGAGGUGAUGUACUCCCAGUGCAUGGAGGUGGGCAGGGACAAGUGCCUUCCGGUGUACUACGAGCAGCUGGUGCUGCACCCGCGGCGCUCCCUCAAGCUCAUCCUUGACUUCCUCGGCAUCGCCUGGAGCGACGCCGUCCUGCACCACGAGGACCUCAUCGGCAAGCCAGGCGGCGUCUCCUUGUCCAGGAUCGAGCGAUCCACAGACCAGGUCAUCAAGCCUGUGAACCUGGAAGCGCUCUCCAAGUGGACGGGUCACAUCCCUGGGGACGUGGUGAGGGACAUGGCCCAGAUCGCGCCCAUGCUGGCUCGGCUUGGAUAUGACCCCUACGCGAACCCUCCCAACUACGGCAACCCGGACCCCAUCGUGAUCAACAACACGCACCGGGUCUUGAAAGGGGACUAUAAAACACCAGCCAGUCUGAAAGGAUAUUUUCAGGUGAACCAGAACAGCACCUCCUCCCCCUUGGGAAGCUCAUGAUUUCCAGAUCUCUGCGAGUGGCUCUGUUGCCAGGAAGGGCAGAAACUCUGCGCUGGAGUGGAAAUCGGACCUCGAAUCCAAGCAUAUUGCUUGCUGUUACGGGACUGCUCACGAGGAAUGUAUUUGCUUCUGUUUGCAAAGCCUGGACCCUGGAGGACUCUUCCUGAAACACUCUGCCUUCGGAUACUCUGGGAUGGAAAACGAAGAGUGUGGAAGUAGUCAGGCCUUUGAAACUUAAGUAUUUUAUAUUUUUCCCCUUGAGAACUUUUUUUUUU